UGUACCUCAUUCUAAAAUCUUAACCAUGCAUAACUUUGCAGCAAUACCCUUUUUCUUCAUUGUAAUAUCUGCAGCACUUUGUAGCCCCGAAGUGACCAUUGGACAGGGAACCCUAAGAGGGGCCGUGAAACUUACCGAAAAGCAAAAUGAGUUCAAUUCGUUUACGGGAAUACCGUACGCCAAACCACCGGUGGGUAAACUCCGAUUUAAGCCUCCCGUCCCUUCAGCCCCUUGGAGUGGGGUAUUUGACGCAACAAAAGGGCACGCGAGAUGUCUGCAGGCGUACACAUAUUUGAAAAACCAUACAGUAACUGGAAGCGAAGAUUGUUUGUAUCUGAACAUCUACACGCCUCAGUUGAAACCCACGAGUAACCUCGCUGUUAUGCUGUUUAUUCACGGUGGCGCUUUUAUUACGGGAAGCGCCAUGGAUUACGAUCCCUCUUUGUUUAUGAACGAGGACAUAUUCCUGGUGACCAUUAACUACAGAUUAGGUCCACUGGGAUUCUUUUCCAGUGGUUCAAUAGACGCUCUAGGAAAUUACGGACUCAAAGAUCAAGCUCUAGCUAUAAAAUGGGUAAAAGCAAACAUCGCUGCCUUCGGUGGGGAUCCGGAGCGGAUUACACUUUUCGGACAAGGAGCUGGAGGAAUUAGUGCACAUUUCCACGCUAUGUCUCCAAUGAGUAAAGGCCUAAUCAGUGGGGUUAUUGCCCAAAGCGGCACGGCACUUGCUCUUAAUGCUUUAAUGCCUUACUUCCUUUCUGUUCGCAUGUCCAACUUUUUAGCCCAACGGCUAGAGUGUCCAACAGAGGAAGAUGUUGAUGACAUGCUGAAGUGCAUGAUGUCGAAGGAUAGCGAAGAAAUUAUUAAAGCCGCCACCACCCUUACGGAGUGGGAUAUAGAACCUGUUACCGUAUUUAAACCGGUUAUGGAACCAGACCAUGAAAGCGCGUUUCUCUCAGCCGAUCCGAUUGAUAUAAUUGUUUCUGGGAAAUCUGCGAGUGUCCCUUUCAUGACUGGGAUUACAAAAGACGAGGGAGAUUUUAGAACAGCUCAAUUGUUCAACGAUCCCAAGCUAUUAGAAGAAUUCAAUCAACAUUUUAACGAUCGCAUCUCCUUAGUCUUAAAUUACAAGGAAAUCGCCACUCCAAAACAUCAGAAGGCAGCCACCAACAAAAUUGCUGAUUUCUACUUCAACAAGAAGAAAUUAAACGAAAAAAGCAGAAAAGCCUUCUCGGAGGCGUACAUGGAUGCCAACUAUUUGUCAUCGGCGAACUACGCGAGCGACUUGUACUCGAAUAAGGGCAAAAAUGCGGUAUACUUUUACGUGUUUGGAUACAAAGGGCCGGAGAGCUACUGCAGUUUGAUUGAGGGUCUUUCUCCCGAUAGUUACGGAGUGUGUCACUCAGAUGAUCUGCUCUACUUGUUUGGCAACAAAGAACUCUUUCCCGAUUCGUUACGAAAUCAGCAAGGGUCCAAAGUGGCGGAGUUAAUGGCAAAACUGUGGACGAAUUUCGCUAAAUUUGGGAACCCGACGCCGGAUUCGCAGCCGGAUCUGGUGAAAUGGGAAUCGUACAGUGCCCAAGAUCGAAAAUGUUAUGUAAUUAACGAAUCGCCGAGUGUAGAGGAUUGCUAUAAACAACGGACUGAGUUUUGGAGGAAUUUAGAUUUAAACGAAAGAACGACGACGCUCCGGAAGCAUCGGUCUGGUAAAUCCAAAGACGAAUUGUCUAAACAGAGCGCAAUGGGUAUAACCUUGACGUUCACUCUGUGCCUGUUAUCAAUCGUUUAUGGCGAUUUCCCCAAAGUAUGGAUCGAGCAAGGUGAAAUUAGAGGAAGACUACAAUCCACCAUCAACAACCGCACUUUUUACACUUUCACCGGCAUACCCUACGCAAAACCACCCGUUGGUGCGCUCAGGUUUCAACCUCCCCAAGAUUUUGGAGAAUGGGAAGGUGUGUACAAUGCCAUAGGAACCCACCCCAAGUGCUUACAACCGGUGGUGGGAUCGCCAACGAAAGUUGUUGGAGAUGAAGACUGUCUCUUCUUGAAUGUCUACACGCCGCAGAUAAGCGAAAACUUGCUACCCGUCAUGUUUUUCAUUCACGGUGGCGGUUUCGUGGAAGGAUCCGCUCAGUUUGAAGAAUACGGUCCGUUAUUCUUAAUGGAAAAGGACGUUGUUCUGGUAGCCGUAAAUUACAGACUAGGUCCUCUCGGAUUUUUUAGUACCGGCGACGAAGUCGUACCAGGAAACAUGGGGUUAAAGGAUCAGGCGUUAGCACUUGAAUGGGUAGCGAAUAACAUCAAACAUUUCGGUGGUAAUCCAAAGAAAGUUACGGUAUUCGGACACUCUGCUGGUGCCGCCAGCGCUCACUUGCAUAUGUUCUCAAAUUUGAGUAAAGAUUUAAUUCACGGAGUUAUAGCCCAAAGUGGAACCGCAUUCUCUCGAUGGGCGCUAGCUCCCUCAAAAGAACUACGAAACCACUCUUUAACCUUAGCGGAAAUUGCCGGGUGUAAAAGAGGAACAAGUAAAGAUCUGAUAAACUGUCUAAAAGUGCUCAAAGGAACGGAUAUACUAAAAGCUGCGAUCAGUUUGCAUGAAAACAUCGGAACUCGGCUCAUUUACUUCCGACCGACCAUUGAAGUGAAUGCAACUGGAGCUUUCUUAUCAGAUGCUCCCACGAAUAUUGCCAAAUCGGGGAAGGUGGCAAGGGUACCUUUUAUAACAGGGGCAACAGCACAAGAUGGAGCGAUGUUUGUUCCAGAUAUAUUAGCAGGUAUGCCAGCUACAAACCGCCAAGAAUACCUCGAGAAGACAUUGCCAUUGUUUUUAUGGUACUUGAAAGCCCCAAAUGUUACCAAGUCAAUUAGAGACCAUUACUUGGGUACAGACCCAGAAAACUUCUCGUCAUUAGAACUACUCAUUAAAAUGUGCACCGAUGUAGUGUUUCUAGAAGCAGCUUAUGAGAGCAUUCAAAUCCACUCCACGCAUUCCUCUCAGGUUUAUUACUAUCUCUUUGAAUAUCAAGGUUCGGAGACAUUUGCUAAACGUUACAAAAUAGACCAACAGUUUGUGGUAACGCACGGAGACGAGCUUCCGUACCUCUUCAACAAUACGGUACUGUUUCCUGGUUACGUCCCUACGUGGUCUGAUAAAAAGAUGAUUGAACUUUUGACGACGUUGUGGACCGACUUCGCCAAAUAUGGCGAGCCCACACCGAACGAAGACAAGUUGCUGUCCGUACACUGGAAAACAUUCGAAGGGAACAAGCAGCACUUUUAUCACAUUAAAAAUGACACUACUGCUGUAUGUGAAACGGAUCUAUUAGCAGACGCACCACGGAUUUGGAGGCAGAGAUCUCCUCAAACGACUAAAAAGUUGGUCUCAUAUUGGACCCGACUACGCAAAAUGUUGAAUUUGUCAAUAUUUGUGCUGCUCAGCGUGUGCGUUGUUUUUGUAUUUGGUGCUGGACCAAUUGUUAAAAUUAAGCAGGGAGAGCUACAAGGAGGAGAAGGUAAAACGCAAACUGGUCGCACUUACUACUAUUUCACGGGUGUACCAUACGCGAGGCCUCCCGUUGGAUGGUAUAGAUACGAGAGACCUACCACCGCGAAGCCGUGGAGUGGAAUCCUAGACGCCACUCGGCCCCACAACGUCUGCCUACAGUUUAACGCAAAAAGUGCAAGAGAAACCGUUAUCGGGGACGAGGAUUGUCUCUAUUUAAAUAUUUACACUCCUCAGAUUUCGGAAGAUGAACAAAAGCGUCUACCUGUCAUGUUUUACAUUGACGGUGAGGAUUUCGAUUACGGAAACCCUAACAAAGCCAAAUACGGACCUGAACUUCUUCUCGACAAAGACGUCGUCCUGGUAACGGUGGGAUAUCGAUUGGGUGCUCUUGGUUUUUUCCUAACCGAGGACGGUACAAUUUCCGGAAAUUUAGGUUUAAAAGAUCAGGCAUUUGCUUUGAAAUGGGUCAAUCAAAAUAUAAUGCACUUCGGAGGCAAUCCGGAGAAAAUUACCGUUUUUGGUAACGGAGCGGGGGCAGCAUGUGCACAUUACCACAUGCUUUCGCCUUUGAGUAGAGACUUGAUCAGUGGGGUUAUCGCCCAGAGCGGCACCGCGUUCAAUUCUUGGGCGCUAGCUCCAAUCCAAGUGGUAGGAAUACGUUGCAAAGUAAUGGCGGGAUUUGUUGGAUGUCCUACCAGGGCUAGCUAUGAAGAGUUGGUGAAAUGUUUAAAAACUGUCGCAGGGAGUGACAUUAUUAAUGCGACCAAAGCCAUCACGGAAUCGGGCCAUUACCAAAUAUUCAAACCACUAAUAGAAUUGGCAAAAGACCCUAAAUUUUUACCAAAGGAUCCAAUAAAUAUAGUACGUGAUGGCGAGGCCGCUAAGGUCCCAGUCAUGAUAGGCAUUACAACAGAAAGUGGCGCGAUCGAUGCGGCCAAGACACUCAACGACGCAGCAACACUAAAACGGUGGGAGGAACAGUUUGAAGAAGUGGCAUCUCACGAGCUGCAUUAUGGAGAAAGCGCUAUAGUCAAGGACAGAACAAUCAUUGGACAGUCAAUUAAAGAGUUCUACUUUGGCGACUCCGAAAUAGGUGAAAAUUCCCGAAAAGCUUUUACUAACAUGUUUACGGAUGGCCUCUAUUUGGAAGGUAUGCGCUCCAGUUUCGACCUUCACUUGAAGUACUACGAGAAACCGAUUUAUAAGUACUUGUUUGGGUACCGCGGUACAGAAAGCUACACCAAUACUUUAAAUUACACGAAAAACUACGGGGUUGCGCACAAGGACGAGCUUCUUUAUCUUUUCAAAAACGACUUGGACUUCCCAAAUUACACCCCGAGUGAAGCGGACAAAGAGACCAGCCAGCUAAUGGUCAGUCUCUGGACAAAUUUCGCAACAUACGGCAAUCCAACACCGUCGGAAGAUUCGACAAUACCCGUUAAAUGGGAAUCGAUGAAGAAGGACAAACUGAAUUAUUAUUACAUUCAGUCGGGGACGAAGGUGGAGUUGAAGAAGGAUAUGUUCGCAAAGCGGGCGGAGUUCUGGAGAAGUCUUCCUCUGGACAGUAGAAGGAUGAGAAUCAGAGACGAGUUGUAAAAAAUUAAGACAAUUUGUUAAUUAAAGACCAUUUUUGUUAGUAGGGUCCAUUAGCUUAGCUUUUCAAAUUUACAAAAUAGUCAACAAUAAAUAACACCUGAAAAAUAGUUAUCUGCGAAUAAUAAUUUGCUAGGCUACUAGACUGUGAAUCUAACUGU
This is a messenger RNA of Photinus pyralis (common eastern firefly), 5259 nucleotides long. RefSeq lists its product as uncharacterized. The transcript is spliced from 29 exons. Bases 26 to 5101 code for a protein of 1691 amino acids. The record is from RefSeq and is a predicted model, not a curated record. Lineage: Eukaryota; Metazoa; Arthropoda; Insecta; Coleoptera; Lampyridae.